Salvia splendens (bonfire salvia) is the source of this 1969-nucleotide messenger RNA. RefSeq lists its product as uncharacterized. The record is from RefSeq and is a predicted model, not a curated record. NCBI's taxonomy places the organism in Eukaryota, Viridiplantae, Streptophyta, Magnoliopsida, Lamiales, Lamiaceae. The transcript is spliced from 17 exons. The coding region runs from base 1 to 1896 and encodes 631 amino acids.
AUGUCACCAGAAGCAAUGAUGGAUCCUCAGGUGCUCUUUAUGUAUCCUCCUAGAAAGAAGUUGGAAUUGCAAUUACAGGAUCUUGCUGCAUUUUGCUUUCCUUCAGGUGUUAAGGCUCGUGUACUGGAGAGAUCACCAUCAUUAAGUGAGUUGAAUGGGCUUGUUUAUGGACAGGAACACUUGACCAGAGAUGAUUUCUCAUUUAUAUUUUCACUAAAGGUAGCAGGCAAUGCAACACUUUAUGGUGUUUGCUUGCGAGUUCAAGAGAUUGUUCAGAGGCCACCUACCAUAUAUGGGUCUCGAUCACCUCUUCCUCAGCCAAAUUCUGUCGGCAGCAGGUGGUUGAUUGCUGCUCCACAUUGUUAUUGUAUCUUGACAAAGGUGCCACUGUUCGGAUUACAUUAUCAGAUACUGAACAGCAUGGUUGCACAAGAUCGUCUGAAUCGGAUUACUAACUUUGUUGAAGAAAUGGCUCUUGCUACCACUGAACCUCCUCAAUCUAUGCAAAAACAGCAUUUAAAUGUGAAGCCUCCUGGUUCUGCAAGUGACACAAACUGGAUGGCCUCUGCAAUCCCUGUUAAACAUGCUGCAAUUCUUGCAGCAGCAGCAGGCAUUAUAUCUGAUAAGGAGGCAUCAUCAAGGUGUCAAAAUUCUCCUAGGAGUGCUACGGCCAGUGAUGCAUCAGAGAAUUGCCAAAUGAAGGAUUUGGAUAAGGAUAGUAGCAAGAACUUUGAUAGUCCAUCUGCUAGCAAAACCUUUGAUAGUCCAUCUGCGAAUUCGGGAAACCAAUCAGUAACAAGCAUUCGGAGUCUCGAAUCCUUAUUUAGGCGACAGAACAAUUUACUUGGUCCAGCUAGAAGUAUGGCGUCAGAUGAUGGUUCCACUAGCCAGGAUGAGGAUCCAACUGAUGAGGUGAUAAUGGAAUGGUCAAGGGAAAAUAAGAAUGAUUUGCUACAGAUAGUUUGUUGCUAUCAUCGUCUUAAUCUUCCUGGAAGAGGAAGCAAAAUCAAUUUUCAGCCGCUGGAGCAUAUGCAGCCCAUUGAGUUUCGACGUUUCUCCACUUCUGACCUUGGAUACUCUGAUAAGUAUAUUGAUAAAAUAACGAAAGUUUCUAAGGAAGAUUCUGAGGUCAAGUUAAAAUUAGCUAAUGCCGAGGAAGCUUCUUCACUCUCUCUAUGGUCAAUAUCUACAAUAUGUCGAGUUCUUUCUCUUGACAGUAUCCUUACCUUGAUCACUGGUGUAUUGUUGGAGAAACAUAUUAUUAUGAUGUGCCCAAACCUGGGUAUUCUAUCAGCUGUGGUGUUGUCCGUCAUCCCUAUGAUUCGUCCAUUUGACUGGCAGAGUUUAUUUCUUCCAAUUCUACCAGCGAGGAUGGUGGAUUUUCUGGAUGCUCCUGUUCCAUUCAUUGUUGGCACACAACAUAAACUAACUGAUCUGAAACGAAGAGCUCCUAAUCUUGUUCACAUUAAUCUAAUGAAUGACUAUGUGACGUCUUGUAGUCUUCCUAAACUCCCCCGACAUCAAUGGCUUGUUUCGGAACUUAGGCCUAUCCACUCGAAGUUGUCGUGUGAAGACUCUGAUGCUCCAAGACAUCCAGUUUAUAAAUGUGAUGCAGUGCAGUCGAGAUAUGCCAUUAAACUUGUAAGCGCGUUGAGGAAAUAUCUGGAAUCGAUUUGUUCGGAUUUGAGGUUCCACACGAUCACGAAUGUACAAUCCAAUGAGAAGGUUGCAAUACUUAUUAAAGAUAGCUACAUUGAUUCAUUCCCCAUAAAAGACCAGCCUUUUAUCAAGUUAUUUGUAGAGACACAGCAAUUCAGCGUUUUGUCAGAUUAUCGUCUCAUGUGCAUUGAAAAUAUAGUAAUUGCUGCAAAUUACUAUAUUUUUCCUUUAUGCUAAAUGUGUCCAAUUUUAUUAUUUUUUUGGCACGAUUAAAGAUGAGUUUAGAUUGUCAGUUGCUACUCUUGUUGAA